This is a messenger RNA of Musa acuminata subsp. malaccensis (wild Malaysian banana), 2811 nucleotides long. RefSeq names its product gamma-tubulin complex component 4. Gene Ontology annotation, cellular component: spindle pole; centrosome; gamma-tubulin complex. NCBI's taxonomy places the organism in Eukaryota, Viridiplantae, Streptophyta, Magnoliopsida, Zingiberales, Musaceae. Gene Ontology annotation, biological process: cytoplasmic microtubule organization; meiotic cell cycle; spindle assembly. Gene Ontology annotation, molecular function: gamma-tubulin binding; microtubule minus-end binding. The record is from RefSeq and is a predicted model, not a curated record.
AGCAGCAAUUCCGACUCGAGAAUUGAAAUGGCAUCGCGCCGCCGCGCCUAUAGAACGAUAGAACCAGCGAGAAGCAGAGGGGAGUGAGAGCGCGACAGGAAGAUGCUUCACGAGCUCCUCCUCGCGCUCCUUGGUUUCACGGGCGACUUCGUGAUCGACGAGAGGGAGCAGGCCGAGACCCUAGGUUUGGGCGCCGCAGACAAUCCGCUCCACCAGUUCCCGGACGAGCCCACCUUUAGACUCGCCCCCGAUCUCUCCUUUCUCCACCCCUCCGAAAGGAAUGUUAUCCAGAGACUCAUAUCAUUGGGUUUCUACUAUAGGGAACUUGAUCAUUUUGCAACCAUAUCUCGGAAUUUAAGUUUCAUACAGUCAACAAAAGAUUUCUCUCUGCCUCACAGUCCUGAACUUCUGAAAGGGAAACCGAGGAAAGGAAGCGUCUAUCGAAGGGCCAUUGCAAAUGGCAUUGUGGAGAUUUUGUCAGUUUAUAGAGCUGCUGUUCUUCAGGUUGAGCAGAAUUUGCUGUCUGAUCCUUUGCCAAUUUUGGCAACUGUAACCCAAGGCCUCAACAAGUUCGAGGUCCUCUUACCUCCUCUAUAUGAGCUUAUUGUGGAAAUUGAACGUGAAGAUAUUCGAGGAGGACAACUUCUUAAUCUUUUGCACAAACGUUGCCAUUGUGGUGUUCCUGAAUUGCAAGCAUGCAUUCAAAGGCUCCUUUGGCAUGGUCACCAGGUUAUGUACAACCAACUCACAUACUGGAUGGUAUAUGGUAUCCUUCAAGAUCAGCAUGGAGAGUUUUUCAUCCAGAGACAAGAUCGGAAGACUGAGGGCCAUGAGUUAUCUCAUCUUGAUGACAUCACAAAUUUGAUGCAGAAAUCAACUGAUGAUGGAGCUUUAACUGAUUGGCAUUUGGGGUUUCAUAUAUCUUUGGAAAUGCUACCAGAGUAUAUAAAUAUGCGUGUUGCUGAAUCAAUUCUUUUUGCUGGUAAAGCAGUUAAGGUUCUUCGAAAUCCUACUUCUAGUUUUAGACUACAGGAAUCCUCUGUGCGCCAAUCAGUGUUAAAAGGAUCUUGUAGAGUUCAAGGUUUUCUAGGAACUUUUGGUCUCGAAAGAGAAAUACCUCAGAGUUCCAAUUUGAUUGCUGAAGACUUACUUCCACAAUCCGAGGCUGAUAAAAUUGAUGCAAUGCUUAAAGAAUUAAAGCAAUCAUCUGAAUUUCAGAAAAGGUUGUUCGAAUCUGCUAUAAGCUCAAUUCGCACUAUUGCAGCUAAUCAUCUUUGGCAGCUUGUGGUUGUACGAGCCGAUCUAAAUGGCCACCUGAAAGCCCUAAAGGAUUAUUUUUUGUUAGCGAAAGGUGAUUUCUUCCAGUGUUUUCUUGAGGAGAGCCGUCAAUUGAUGCGUCUACCUCCUCGUCAGUCAACUGCUGAAGCAGAUUUGAUGGUCCCAUUUCAGUUGGCUGCAUUAAAGACUGUAAGUGACGAAGAUAAGUACUUUCCAAGAGUAUCAUUAAGAAUGCCUUCAUUUGGAAUUAACAUGACUGCCACUCAAGUGGAUUUUCCAAAGCUGAAGAGCAAUGCUGAUGGAAACUUGGUACCUUUGCAAGGGAGGACUUUAGUUGAGUCAUCACUAGAUGGUUGGGAUGGCGUUGCUCUUGAAUAUUCUGUUGAUUGGCCAUUGCAGCUAUUUUUCACUCAAGAGGUGAUAUCUAAGUAUCGCAAGGUUUUCCAGUAUUUGAUCAGACUCAAGAGAACACAGAUGGAAUUAGAGAAAUCAUGGGCUGCAGUAAUGCAUCAAGAUCACAUUGACUUUGCUAAUAAUCGAAGGGACUGCAAGAAUAACUCAAUACCUCAACAUCGUCGUCGACGCUCCUUGCCCAUGUGGCGAGUUAGGGAGCAUAUGACUUUCUUGAUUAGAAAUCUGCAGUUCUAUAUCCAGGUAGAUGUGAUAGAGUCUCAGUGGAAUGUUCUACAAGCUCAUCUGCAAGAUUCUCGUGAUUUUACUGAGUUAGUGGGUUUUCAUCAAGAAUAUUUGGCCGCUUUGAUUUCACAAUCAUUUCUAGACAUUGGAUCAGUCUCUAGAAUUCUGGACAGCAUCAUGAAACUUUGCCUGCAGUUUUGCUGGAUUAUUGAACAGUAUGAGAGCAAUCCAAAUAUAUCCGAAUUGGAGCAUAUAACUGAGGAGUUCAAUAAGAAAUCCAAUUCUCUUUAUACAAUAUUACGUAGCAGUCGUCUUGCCGGAAGUCAACGAGCACCUUUUCUACGACAAUUUCUCAUGCGCCUAAAUUUCAAUUCCUUCUUUGAGCAAACUGCCAGAGGUGUGCUGAAUGUUGUCAAGGCACGGCCAGCCAUCCCUUUUGUGCAGCAAGAGUAAGAGCGAAGCCCGAUUAAAAAGGCAAAUAAUGGCAAGUGUAUUAGUGCUGGAACAAGCCAUGGAACUUUAUUUUCAGAGGUGGAAGAGAGAAAGGAAGAGAUGGGAAGGAUAGAAUGGAAACAACAGUCUGGUGGUAAAUACUCUGUAUCCUCCAAAGGAAGAGAGAGAGAAGAAGCCAUGGUAAAUGUCAUUUUGUAAGUAUCCCAUUCUCUCCAAAUCGCAUGCUGUCCUCCGAACCGUACCAUACGCGUUUAUGUUUUCCGUAGACUAUCUAUCGAUACUUGGUGAGAAUAAGAGCCAAAAGUCCAUCCAUCAUAGCCAUCGCCAUCGGAGGUUCCGUUCUCCAUAAACAAAAGAUGUCAAACCCUGUAUGUAUUUGUUAGGGGUUUUGGUGUUAAAACAGUACAUUCGAUGGACAUACUAAACCUUUUUCUAAAUUUUCGA